AUCAUAAUAAAUGGUCGAAACACUUAUACUUUAAAUGGCACCGCUGCUACCAAUAGUCGAGUGGCCGAUUUAUUUCGAUCAGUGGGGCUCAACGUUAAUAAUCCGCAUUUUCUUAUAAUGCAAGGUCGUAUUACUAAAGUUUUGAAUACGAAGCCUAUGGAGAUACUGGGAAUGAUUGAAGAAGCCGCUGGUACACGUAUGUAUGAAGCGAAAAAACAAAGUGCUUUACGAACCGUCGAAAAAAAAGAAGGCAAAAUGGCUGAAAUCAAGCAGGUGAUGGAAGAAGAUAUACUUCCAAAGGUGGAAAAACUAAAGCGAGAUCGCUGUGAUUAUUUGGAAUAUCAGCGAAUCGAUCGUGAAGUGGAACUUUGGAACGAAAAUUAG
This is a messenger RNA of Dracunculus medinensis (Guinea worm), 384 nucleotides long. The record is from the annotation of a GenBank genome assembly. Lineage: Eukaryota; Metazoa; Nematoda; Chromadorea; Rhabditida; Dracunculidae.